Emys orbicularis (European pond turtle) is the source of this 2199-nucleotide messenger RNA. Its product is annotated as E3 SUMO-protein ligase ZBED1-like. The record is from RefSeq and is a predicted model, not a curated record. Gene Ontology annotation, biological process: regulation of transcription by RNA polymerase II. Gene Ontology annotation, cellular component: nucleus. Lineage: Eukaryota; Metazoa; Chordata; Testudines; Emydidae. Gene Ontology annotation, molecular function: protein dimerization activity; DNA binding. The transcript is spliced from 2 exons. Bases 1 to 2199 code for a protein of 732 amino acids.
AUGGCAGAUGUAAACCCCAAGAGGGCAUCUCAGUUCUUGCAAAAAUGUAUUAAGCCAGAGGACAACGGAGGGGACGCACAGCCCAAAGAGGAGGUUCUAGAAGAGCCGUCUCUGCCUGUUAUCACUCAAUCCUACCCUCAGACAGUGCAAGAGGAAAUAUCGAUGGUGUUCAACACCUACAACAUGGCAGCCAACCUCGGUCCAGCCUCCAGGAGGAAGAGGGAGAAAGGUGCGAAUCACGAUGGCACAAGCACCUCCCUCUAUGUUGACCGCCGCAAGUCCAAGGUGUGGAACUAUUACACCAAGCUGGGAGAUGCCUAUGUCGAGUGCAACGUGUGCAAGAAGCAGCUCUCCUUUCACAACAGCACCACCACCAUGCGGGAGCACCUGGUGAGGAAGCACAGCAUUCGCGACACUUUGCUCUCGCAGCUGAAGGAUGACCAGGCUUCCGAGUCUGACUGCAUGGCUCAGGAGAACAUGAUAAAGAGGUCCCGGCAGAUGACACCGGAAAACUACCUGUACCAUGCCGCGUCCUGCUCGGAACCAAGGACUGAUGUGAUUCUGGAACUGGUGCUUGAGAUGAUAUUUCGUGACCUCCAUCCUCUUUCCGUGGUGAAAGACAAGGGUUUUGGCCUCCUCAUUGGGUAUCUAGAGCCCAAUUUUACCCUCCCAUCUCCUAUUCAGCUCUCCAGCAUGCUGUGGCAUAGAUACAAUGUGGUGAAGCAGCACCUGGAGCGCUAUUUGCAAACAGCCCAGUCCAUAGUCAUCUGCGUGGAGUUCUGGGUGUCCCAGCCCAACCAGACAUACUUGACAAUCACGGCCAACUUCAUCGACGGGGAGUGGCGCCGGGCAAGAUGUAUCCUGGAAACCCAGCCAGUGCAUGAGACUAAAGGGGAGGGCGAUUUAGGGGAGAAGCUCUUCAGCAUCCUGACAGAGUUUGGGUUGUCGAACAAGUCCAUUUUCUGCGUGAUGCACGACAGCCUGCAGAACACAGUGAUGAAUUCGCAGCCGCUCAAGAGGGCUUAUGGCUGGACCAGCCUGUGCUGUGCUGCCCACACUCUGCACCUGUGUAUCAAGGCAGGGCUGGAGGUCGAGCAGGUGCAAGAGGCUCUGACUGCUGCCCGGGGCAUCGUGAGCUACUUCCAACAGGAUGCGAAAGCCACCUGCUCACUGAACAGCAAGCUGGAAGCGAUCAACAAGACCAAGUUGAAGCUGGUGAUGGAUGUGGGUUCUCGCUGGAUAACUACCAUUGAGAUGUGCGAGAGCCUCCUGGACCUCAAAUGGGCGAUCAUGUCCCUGCUGGAGGAACAUCCCAAAGGGACGUUGGCUGUGCAGAACUUAGCUGACCACCAGUGGAAGCUCUUGCAGGACCUGGUGCCGGUCAUGAGGACAAUUAAGAUCGCCACAUCAUUCUUGCGUGAGGAGCAGAACAUCUCCAUCUCUUCUCUGAUGCCUUGCAUCCACGGUAUCGUCGCUGCCAUUGGGCAGCAGUUAGAAGAGUCCAGCGAUGUCAUCAAGAUGGUGGUAGGCAAUAUAAGGUCAGAGCUGAUGCAGCGCUGGAGUAUAUCAGAGGAUGAGAAGGUGCUGGAAAGCCCUGCGAUUAUUGCCUCCUUUCUAGACCCUCGUUUCAAGGAGAUGAGGUUCCUGAGUCCCAACCUGAGGAGUGAGCUGCAUAAGAGAGUCAAAAAUAUGCUGUCGGAGGUCUUCAACCACCAGUCCCUGCCUUCUACCCAGUUCUGGGUGCCGAACUCAGAUUACAAAGCAGAGGUAGGAGAAGCAGGGGGCCAGCUGUCUGCUCAUAAAGACAGAGGCCCAAAUGGCCAGUCCCAGAGCAUGUAUGACAUCCUUUUGGGAAAAGAUCCAACGGAGAGCAUGCCUGAAAUCCAUCAGCAACUGGAGAACUACAUCGUGGAACCUCUCUGCAAACGCAGCACCAACCCACUGGACUGGUGGAAAACCAAUGAGCACCGCUUCCCCGCUGUGGCGAGAUUAGGCAGGCAGUACCUUGCCAUACCAGCCACUGUUGUCCUGCCAGACCAGGCCUUUGCUGCCAACGAGAGCACCCUGGAGCAUCGGAGAGCAGUCCUCACUCCUGAAAAUCUGGACCAAAUUCUGUUCUUGCACCAAAAUUUUGAUUUUUUAGAAUCAAUGAGAAACAGUAAUGAGAUGCGGGGCAGAAAUCUGCAUGCCCAGUAUUAA